Molecule: messenger RNA, 2651 nt
Organism: Oreochromis niloticus (Nile tilapia)
Lineage: Eukaryota; Metazoa; Chordata; Actinopteri; Cichliformes; Cichlidae
Product: tripartite motif-containing protein 35-like
Exons: 2
Coding region: 600-1751 (383 amino acids)
Molecular function (GO): protein binding; zinc ion binding
Source: RefSeq, a predicted model, not a curated record
UGAGAGGUCAUUAACUUGGAUAUGUUCCCUUUUGUUUUGGUGUGUUUAUUGAGCAGAUAUCUACUUGGAAACAGGAAAAUGGAUAUCUUAACAAUACCCUGUCACCGAUGUUUUGUAGAGACAAAUGUCAUGACAGCAUUUCCUGCUGGUAAGAAUUUACCCUUUGACUCUGAUGAAUGAAAAUGAAAGUAAAUUUCAACACUGCUGAACAAGCUGAGAGACUUAUGAGAUCUCUGGUGAAAAACAGACAUUUGAAGGGUGUCAAUCAGACAGUUCAAAAGGGAGCAAUUCGGUGAGUAAGAAAGAAAGCAACUUUAAUGUAAAUGGCUGAGAGAAGGCUUCUUGAAAAUUUCCUGAGCUGCCAUGUGUGUUCAGAGACGUUCAGAGAUCCUGUGUCUCUGAGCUGCAACCACAGCUUCUGUUCAAGCUGCCUGCAACAAUUCUGGGAGUAAGCUAAAAGCAAAAACUGUCCUAUUUGUAAAAGAAAAUCAUCAAAGGAUUGUCCACUUGUGAACUUUACACUAAAAAACCUUGCAAAUUCAUUUGCUGGCACGCAAAAAGCUGGAUCAUCUGAGACAGCAACAGGAGAAAAGAAAUUAAUGGCAGUGUGCAGUAAACAUGAUGAAGAACCUAAACUGUUCUGUGUGGACGAGCAGAGAGCUGUGUGUCCUGUGUGUGAGUUUUCUCUCCACCAGAGUCACAAAGUGGUUCCUGUAGAAGAAGCAGUCAGUGACCUGAAGGAGCAGCUGAAAUCUGACUUAAAGUCUCUGCAGGACAAGAGGAACAAAUACAAACAAGUGGAGGAAACAUACAAUGAAAUGAUUCAACACUCCAAGAAGCAGCUGUUGUCCACAGAGAGGCAGAUCAGAGCAGAGUUCAAGAAGCUCCAGCAGUUCCUGAAAGAGGAAGAGGAGUCCAGACUGGCAGCUCUGAGGGAGGAAGAGGAGCAGAAGGGGAGGACUAUCAGCAGAGAGAUGAAGAUGAUUGAGGAGCAGAUCUCCUCUCUGUCAGACAGCAUCUCUGCUGUUGAAGAAGAGCUGCAGAAACACAGCGUGCCAUUCCUCAGCAGUUAUAAAGACACUCAGAGCAGAGCCAGAGCCCAGAGCUCAGUGUCAGAUCCACAGCUGGUCUCAGGAGCACUGAUAGAUGUGGCCAAACACCUGGGCAACCUGUCCUUCAGAGUGUGGGAGAAGAUGAAGGAGAAGGUCCACUUCAGUCCUGUCAUUCUGGACCCAAACACUGCAAGUGGCUGGCUCUAUCUGUCUGAUGAUCUGACCAGUGUGAGACAUGGAGGACAGACAUGGCAGCAGCUUCCAGACAAUCCAGAGAGAAAUAAUUAUAGUGCUAGUGUUUUUGGCUCUGUAGGUUUCAGUUCAGGGAAACACAGCUGGGACGUGGAGGUGGGAGACCAUCCUGACUGGCUUGUGGGUUUAGCUAAAGAGUCAGCUGAGAGGAAAGGAGAGCGAUUUGCUUCAGGAGACUAUGGAAUCUGGUGUUUAACCCAUCGCAGGGGAUCAUAUGCUAAUGGUCUUAGUCAGAAUGUGACGGUGAAGAAGAGUCUCCAGAGGAUCAGAGUCCAGCUGGACUAUGACAGGGGGGAGGUGUCCUUCUAUGACCCUGGAGAUAUGACUCCCAUCUAUACUCACAGAGACACUUUCACUGAGAAACUCUUCCCAUAUUUCAGUAUUGGGAAGGCAGGAGAUGCCAAAAUCUCUGAUAUCAAAAUCUGUCAGACUGCGAUUUCUUUGUAAAGUGAUUCUUUUUUAACAGUCUGUGUGGUCAUUUUUCUUGAAGGUUUUUCCUAAACUGAAAGACGAGAUUUUCAGUCCAAAAACAGUGAGCACAAUUGGCCCUGGGGGAAAUUUCUUAUUUAUAUCAUGUAAAGUACAAUAUAUUGCCAAAAGUAUAAACUUGCCUGUCUUCAAACAUAUAUGAACUUGAGCUACUCUGGAGAUCACACAAAGUGUGAAGGGCUAUGUGCAAGAAAUCUCCUUUCUUAAUUUGUUUUCCCCACUUAUAGCUUCAACUCCUUAAUUUUAUCAUGUUUAUCAGCAUUUUGUUUUCAGUCAACUGUAGCAUAUGUGUCAUGAUCAGGGGUCUUACACCCAGAGUUUUGAGAUUUCUUAUUAGACUUAUUUAGUGUCCUUUUUUGUUUUCUUAGUUUGGUUAUAUUUGAUUUUCUUCUUUGUGUUUUUGAUUAUCUUGAGCAUUAAUUCUUAGUUCUGUUUUAAGUUUGUUUUUCAUUCUACUUGGGAUUUAUAUAACAUUAUCCUUUGUUACUUUCAUAGCCUGCGACUUUAUGUAUAGACUUAAGAGCUGUGACUCCUAGCUGCAUUACUCUUAACAUUGAUCAGCAGCAGUUGUCUAUUACAGUUUGAAAGAUUUCUGUGUCCUCUGUUGUCAUAUGAUCAUGUUUUUAUUUUGGUUUUUACACUUCACUCUUAGCAUCUCGGUGGCUCAGUGUAUCAAAAAUGAUUCUACCUGUGAUUAAUUGCUAUAUUUUUAUUCUCCAACAUAAUUGUUAUUUAUUGUCACAAAAUUGUUCAUAAAUUGCCUUUGUGAUGUGAAUUAGGUGGUAUUGCUGUUGUACUUUUUUCCUGAAAAUUAGGUCUCCCCAGCCACCUCCUCCAGCUUGUCCGUGGAAAACACCA